AUGGUGCUGCGCAACAGGAAGCUCGUGAUCAGGGCCAACCUAUCUUGCUUUGACCUGAGCACCAUACUGGAGUCCGUCCGCACGCAGUGUCCGAAGCUCAUCUACCUCGGAAUAUGGUAUCGUGACGGCUUUGUGUACGUGUACGUCCAGGGCGCAGAGCGUAUGUCGGACAUCAUGCUCACCAAAGCACUGGAGGGCCACAUGGUCAUAGAGCACAUCUCCACGUAUGAUGCCCCCGGAGGCGAGCUACAGGAAGAGUGGCGCGCUAAGCCAGUUCGUGGAAACAAGAAAAUUGAGAUCAAAUCUGACACUACCGCGGUAUUCGUGAACCCUUUGGGCAAGGAGUCUCUGCGACACAUCAGCGGCAACUAUGUCGCCGAUUUGCUGAGACCCCUUCCCGGCAUUGACGUAUUCUAUAAGUUUGGAUUGAAGCUCUACUCUCUUCACCAAAACAUUAACUUCAGGGCGCGCAAAGGGGACAAGAACGCCAGGGUGUGCUGUAGCCGCAAAGGGUGGAUCACCGUCCCCAGAGAUGAGGCGUACGACGAGAUUCUGCAAAUCUUGGUUGAGAAGACUCGGGAAGCCGUAAGCAUGUUCAGACAGACGAUUCCGGCAUACUACUUCGAUCAUUUCGACAUGCAUUCAGACAGCAUCCUCGCCUACAAGGACUCCGCCGUGCCCGAGCAAAGGAAGUUGUACGAAAGGAGGCGCAACAAGGUUCUCAACAACAUCGCUGUCAGCGUGACCGACAACCUGUGUCGAAUGGGCGGCUGGAGCGACAAGAAGCGCAAGCUCGUUUACAAAGCGCUCCCAACGCGCUCUCGACGUACCAGUCAGCCAUCGACUACGGAGCUCUAA
Molecule: messenger RNA, 858 nt
Organism: Ectocarpus siliculosus
Lineage: Eukaryota; Phaeophyceae; Ectocarpales; Ectocarpaceae
Source: the annotation of a GenBank genome assembly